This is a messenger RNA of Trichomonas vaginalis G3, 477 nucleotides long. RefSeq lists its product as uncharacterized. The coding region runs from base 1 to 477 and encodes 158 amino acids. The transcript has a single exon. The record is from RefSeq and is a predicted model, not a curated record. NCBI's taxonomy places the organism in Eukaryota, Parabasalia, Trichomonadida, Trichomonadidae.
AUGGAAAGCAAAUCAUGUCUAACAAUAAAAUUGCUCAGUAUUACUAAAGGAUUAACGCUGCACAUUGUUGAACCUGACUCUUUGAUUAAUGUACUUCGACAAACUGAGGGUUCUGAUAACAUUUUUAUAUACAAAGGCAUGAAACUUUCCGAUACAUUUAGUUUUCGGUACUAUAAUAUUUCAAAUUGGGACUUAAUAUGUUCAGUCGAUCCUUUCAGGACAGAAUCCAAAAUUAAUAGCAAAUUCGGAGAUGAUUACAUACAGGAAAUUAAAAACGAGAAAUUUAAGUUACUCGAAAGAUAUAUUAAUAAAGUACAUAGCUUCCCACGCUUAUAUCGUAAGAGCGAAUACAAUUUGAGGAAAUUAUCAAACCUGCUUGAUGGUUCUGAUAAAACAAUUGUAGAACAACCAUUUUUGUCUCCACCAAAGCUAGAAUGCCCUUCAUCUUUACCUCUUCCUCGAUUCUGGAAUCUUUAA